UGCAACCAACACCACCACCUCCUCCACUGAUUCACAGACUUCAAAUUCCCCCACAAGCAGCCCAUCAGCUUCCACAGUGAUCAGAUUAAUAACAACAAUAGCCUGUGAUCACACAGGAGGAGAUAACCGGCGCUGCUCGUCCUCCGCGGGAUACUUGGAUAGCUACAGCAACAGGAUCCAUCCCUGCUCCUCUCUCCUUUUUUUUUCACGCGUGAUCCACACCUGUGUGUUUUCCACUUUGAGAACACCAACUGUUUUUCGUGUAACUGCCUGGAUACCUGCGCGUUGCCCUUAAUAAAUGUCGGACUGAAUAUAACUGCUAUGACAGGGAAACUAGCGGACAAGCUCCCUCUUACCAUGAGCAGUUUAAUAAACACGAUCCCUGACAGUCUCUACCCAGAAGAGGACAUCCCGACGUCUAUGAAUAUUUUCACCAGUACGGAAUCUAUUAACCACUAUUCACAGAUGAACUCAGAUAAUAUCAUGGAUCUGGGCAUGGGAAGCGAGAAAGCAACCGCAGAGAUUCAGUAUGGAUCCAGCUUCCAGUCCAACCGCAGCGGCCAGACUGUCACCUAUCUGGGGAAGUUUGCCUUUGACACUCCUCCGUCGGGUGGCAUUGGUGGCUCUGGCUGGUGCUCUGAUAACAAUAUCAUAAGUCUUGUCAGCGCGGGGAUCCUGGGUGUUUCUCCUUCACCUGGCACAGUAACGACACAGACAUCAUCCUCCGCAGCCAGCAUGGGCGGACAGACGUCAGAUAUGGAGCAGGUAUAUGGUCCACCACUGCCUGCCUAUUCCACCUGCAGUGACCUGUACCAGGAUCAGGUCUCCUUCCACCACAGCCCUGCCACCAGCACGGCUCUAGCCUACCCUGGCAAUGACUAUCACUCCACAUCCAAAGCCUCCAUGGAUGGCAGCCUUUUCUCCAUGAUCCCUGACUACAACCUUUUCCAUCAUCAGGGGGAGGUUGGCGUGAUGGAGCACAAGCCCUUCCAGACCAUGGACCCCAUCCGAGUCAACCCUCCACCCAUCACACCCCUGGAGACCAUCAGAGCGUUCAAAGACAAGCAGCAAAUUCACCCAGGUUUCAUCGGCGGGCAGCAGCACCCUCCUCAGCACCACCCACCGCCACAGACUCUCACCCUCAAACCCAUCCGACCACGGAAGUACCCCAACCGCCCCAGCAAAACCCCUGUCCACGAACGGCCGCAUGCCUGUCCAGCAGAGAACUGUGACAGACGCUUCUCACGCUCAGACGAGCUCACACGUCACCUUCGCAUCCACACAGGUCACAAACCCUUCCAGUGCCGAAUAUGCAUGCGCUCCUUCAGCCGGAGUGACCACCUGACCACACACAUCCGCACGCACACAGGCGAGAAACCCUUCUCCUGUGAGUUCUGUGGACGCAAGUUUGCCAGAAGUGACGAGCGAAAGAGACACGCAAAGGUUCACCUGAAACAGAAGGACAAGAAGCCAGCUGACAAGAGCAGUGGGGCAGCUGGGAGCCACAGCUCGCCACCCAGCUCCUGUGGGGGGCCAACAGUGGGAACAUCAUGACCGUCACUAUGUGCACUUGGACUGAACCCUCACCAGGCCCCACAAAGAGACUUAGGAAGAAGGGAUCACAUCCACUAUGAGAUAAAUAGGUGACUUUUUCCCCCUCUAUUUUACAUUUCCCUGCUCCUUUCAGUUUUAUUCCUUCUAUUUUGAGAUGGAUGCCUUUAGUUUAAUUAAGAGGGGAAAGGCUGCUACGCCCUUCUCUUUCAAGCAACUCAGAGCCUCAGCUACUGUAACACAGUGCCAAUACAAAGAAGGGCACCUUGGCACAUUCUGUCCAUAAGGCCACUGUGUAUCUAUAGGUUUUGGGGUGGAUACACUUUUGUAAAUUUUACUGAGAAUUUCUACAAUGGAAGGAAGCCAGAAUCCAUCAUAAGGGUUGAAACAGACAAAAAUUAUAAUGGAGCUUAGGUAAACGAUGAGUUGUCUGGGAUGUAUGCAUUAAUUUUAUUAGGCUGUUUAAAAGUGCAAUUGGUUAUAAUUGUGUACUGUCAUGGAUACCUUAUUAGUGGCACUUGACUGUCUUUCUGUUGUUUUUGUUGAGGUGUAGUGUUUUUUAUUUUCUAUUUGAAUGUUGUUUCUCAAAAGAAUGUGCCAAAUGUAUUGUGGUGAUACAGCCAACCUGGUUCUUAUUAUUGUGCCUGACAUUUGCCAAACAUAACAGUGAUAUCAGCUUAGCACACAUGUUGAGUGCAAGGGGAGAUCAGAUUCAAACACCGUAUCUCAGAUUUAGAUUUACCUGAACAAUUUGGUUAAAUCUAGAUAAUGACUGAGUGGGUCACACAAAGCAAACCAAUGUCUUGUCCUGUUACCUGUACUUAUAAAACAAACAUGCCUGCAGCAAUCAAUGCCUUUGCCAAUACUUAUUUAUUUGUAGUCACUGAGAGACACUGUGUUUUUUUGUUGCCUUUUUAUACGGUGGUUUUAUGUGGUGUUACCAGAUAUAAUUUCUGUUGCUUUUUUUUUGAAAAGCUCCCCAAUUGUUCAUUUUUCUAGUUUUAUUGAGUUCUGCAAUUAUAUGCAAUAUAUUCAUGACAUGUGCCGCCAACCCGUAAAUCAAAUUAACUAACAGCACAGUUAGACAGACUGAACUACUUAAAUAAAUGACACUGGGUUGCAAACCAGCAGUAUAUGAACGCAAAGAUGUAUAAGGAAAAAGAUGAAUGAGGCCCUUUGUCUGUGCUUCACAGUGUAAAAAGACUUAACCACUUGGUUUAAGUCACCAAAAGAUGAGCAACAUAUGGUUAGAGAAAAAUUUAAAUUUCCAAAUCCAUGUUUACAUCUAUUCUAAUACAGAGAAACUGAGACUGAGUUGUAAACUAAGGACUUGCUUUUGUACAGUAUACAAAUAUGUAUGCAGGUAGCUAUAGUAGAAGUUUCACUUUUGUACUCAAAUGUCAACUGCACCAUAACUCAGUAUUAAAUUGUGCAUAUAUGUGCAUGCCUUCAUGCACACUAUGUAAAUACAAAUGUCUGCAUAAACAAGAACUUUCAAUUGACUGAAUGCUUGUGCGGAAUGUGUCUUAAAGCUUUUAGUAAUGUAGUAAUAAUACAGAAU
This is a messenger RNA of Xiphias gladius (swordfish), 3112 nucleotides long. RefSeq names its product early growth response 3 (gene egr3). NCBI's taxonomy places the organism in Eukaryota, Metazoa, Chordata, Actinopteri, Istiophoriformes, Xiphiidae. Gene Ontology annotation, biological process: regulation of transcription by RNA polymerase II. The coding region runs from base 322 to 1554 and encodes 410 amino acids. The transcript is spliced from 2 exons. The record is from RefSeq and is a predicted model, not a curated record. Gene Ontology annotation, molecular function: DNA-binding transcription factor activity, RNA polymerase II-specific; RNA polymerase II cis-regulatory region sequence-specific DNA binding.